CGGCUCCUCCUGGUCCCGUACAGCGCCCACCACGUCCCUACAUACCAUGAAUGGAUGCAGGACGAAGCGAUACAAAAGGCAACAGCAUCGGAACCGCUGACGCUCGAAGAGGAGUACGCCAUGCAGCGCUCCUGGCGCACCGACGCUGAUAAGUUGACUUUCAUCGUGUGCACGCGUGACGCAGACGCGGGUGCGGGUAGCAUUAGUAUUAUUGCCGGGGAGCAAGAUGCGCCGAGUCGCAUGGUCGGGGAUGUGAAUUUGUUCCUGUACGACGCCGACGACGACGACGACGACGAAGACAAAGACAAAGCACAAAGCACCCCCACAGCCCACACCACCCCUCUCAAACCCAUCAUCGGCGAGCUGGAGAUCAUGAUCGCGCGACCCUCGCAGCAGAACCAAGGCCUCGGGCUUGAAACCCUGCGCGCAUUCCUGUCGUACAUCCAGACGCAGCUGCCGCUCCUCGGAACAGAGUACGCCGGCGCAAGGGGCGCUGCGGUGCAGUAUCUGCGCGUUAAGAUCGACAAGGACAAUGUGCGGAGUCUGCGGUUGUUUGAGAAGUUGGGGUUUGUGAAGACGGGCGCGGGGCCGAAUUACUUUGGCGAGGUGGAAAUGAGG
Messenger RNA from Didymella exigua CBS 183.55, 618 nucleotides. RefSeq lists its product as uncharacterized. The record is from RefSeq and is a predicted model, not a curated record. Gene Ontology annotation, molecular function: N-acetyltransferase activity. Gene Ontology annotation, biological process: protein acetylation. The transcript has a single exon. NCBI's taxonomy places the organism in Eukaryota, Fungi, Ascomycota, Dothideomycetes, Pleosporales, Didymellaceae. The annotation marks the transcript as partial.